This is a messenger RNA of Engraulis encrasicolus (European anchovy), 2147 nucleotides long. It is a transcript of the gene lancl1, whose product is annotated as LanC antibiotic synthetase component C-like 1 (bacterial). Gene Ontology annotation, cellular component: plasma membrane. The coding region runs from base 122 to 1327 and encodes 401 amino acids. The record is from RefSeq and is a predicted model, not a curated record. NCBI's taxonomy places the organism in Eukaryota, Metazoa, Chordata, Actinopteri, Clupeiformes, Engraulidae. The transcript is spliced from 10 exons. Gene Ontology annotation, biological process: carbohydrate metabolic process; peptide modification.
GCUAAUUCACGUGUAGUGGAAAAUUUUGGAUAGCUGCAAAAAAAGAGACGAAGAAAGACCAGAUUCAACAACAGUGCGGCAGGUAGCACCUAAGCAUUGUGUCUGACCCAGAAACUAGAAAAUGCCUGACGAGCGUGCUUUGAAGAACCCAUACAAAGAUUAUGAUGGCACCCAAACCCUGUUCGACGCACAAGGAAACCUCACUACAUCCUUUGCUGGCCGCAUCACCCACAAAAUCAAUGACCUUCUCACAGCCAUGGAGAAAGGGCUGAAGUCAGCCGACCCUCGGGACUGUACAGGCUACACUGGAUGGGCUGGCAUAGCGCUGCUGUACCUGCACCUGCACGGCGUGUUCGGCGAGCCCUCCUACCUGCAGAGGGCGCUGGACUACGUGAGCCGCAGCCUGAGCCUGACGGGCCGCUGGAUCACCUUCCUGUGCGGCGACGCGGGCCCCCUGGCCAUAGCCGCGGUGGUCUACCACCGCCUGCAGAGGAACCAGGAGGCCGACGAGUGUGUCAACAGGCUGCUGCAGCUGCACCAGAGCGUGGUGAAGGGCGUGGGCAACCUGCCUGACGAGCUGCUGUACGGCCGUGUGGGGUACCUCUACUCCCUGGUCUUCAUCAACCAGCAGUUCGGACAGGAGAAGAUCCCCAUGCAAUACCUCCAGCAGAUCUGUGAUGCCGUGCUGGCCUCGGGUGAGAGCUUGGCAAAGCGCAACCGCACCCAGGAGCAGAGCCCACUUAUGUUCGAAUGGUACCAGGAACAGUAUGUUGGUGCCGCCCACGGAUUGGCUGGAAUCUACUACUUCCUCAUGCAGCCGGGCUUCGUGGUGGGUCAGGAGAGGCUGACGACACUGGUCAAGCCCAGCGUGGACUUUGUGUGCCAGCUCAAGUUCCCCUCGGGCAACUACCCGCCGUGCGUGGGCGACGAGAGGGACCUGCUGGUGCACUGGUGCCAUGGCUCCCCGGGAGUCAUGUACAUGCUGCUGCAGGCUUACAAGGUGUUUGGUGUGAAGCAGUAUUUGGAGGAUGCGUCUCAGUGUGCGGAGGUCUUGUGGCAGCGUGGUCUCCUCAAGAAGGGCUAUGGCCUGUGUCACGGUGCGGCGGGCAAUGCCUACGGCUUUUUAGCCCUCUUCAAGGUCACCCGCGAAGCCAAACACCUCUACCGAGCCUGCAUGUUUGCAGAUUGGUGCAUGAAUUAUGGUAAACAUGGCUGCCGGACCCCCGACACUCCCUUUUCUCUCUUUGAAGGCAUGGCAGGUACCAUCUACUUCCUGUCGGAUCUUCUUCAGCCAAUGAGGUCAAAGUUCCCGGCCUUUGAGAUAUAAAUGGAAACUGUCAUGGAGUUUCAAGGCGACUUCGAUUUUACCAUGUUCUGGAAGGCUCUCUUUUUUUUCUGCUUGCACAUGAGAACUCUAAAGUCAUGAUCUACGUACGUUAGUUGUCAUGGCGACAUGCUUUGAUUUUUUUUUUUUUCAAAAAAGAAAAUUGGCAUGAAACACACGGAUGACAAAAAAAAACAUCUUUACAUUAGUAAACACACAUUUUUCUGUGUCUACACACACGGUAAAAAAAAAAAAGUGACGUUCAAGUCAGUGUGAACCCACAGAGGUCUCUAUGUACUCUGUAUAAAAAAAGGUCCUGGUAAACACUUUUGUAUGGUUUGUUGAUGCUGAGAUCAAUCCUAUUUGCCAAUAAGUGUAAUGACAAUUCAUUGGGUUGCUCCAAAAAAAAAAGACAAAAAUACGUCCCAAGGAAGCGAGUUUAACGGGGAAUUCCAGCCUAUUUCAACAUGCGACUGUAUUGCUCGAGCUACCCUUGACUGGACAGUACAGCACAGCAGUAACAUUUGGGAUGAUAUUUGGAGCAUGUUCAGGCUUUGUGAAGGGGCUGAACAAAAGGAAAAAAGUCGUUGUGUACUGACAAAUGAAGGGUUGCACGAGCAAUACAAGCUUAUGUUGAAAUUGGCAUGAAUUCCCCUUUGAGGAGAAGAGUUGAUCUGUUGGCAAACACUCUUUGCACUUGCCGUGUUGGUUUGCAUGCUUAAAAGCUUGUACGUGUCCGCCGGCAUUCUAGGUUUCACAGAAAAGAAAACUAAAGUUGUCUUAAGUGUGAACGUCUGAGGUGGUGGGUGGGGUGGGGUGUGGU